Molecule: messenger RNA, 717 nt
Organism: Pocillopora damicornis (cauliflower coral)
Lineage: Eukaryota; Metazoa; Cnidaria; Anthozoa; Scleractinia; Pocilloporidae
Product: NPC intracellular cholesterol transporter 1
Cellular component (GO): membrane
Source: RefSeq, a predicted model, not a curated record
AGAUAUGCUACUACACGCAACAUCUCUACAGGAACACAUUUGACAACCGCUUCAGCAUUAGUGAAACUUAAACUUUGAUCAUUUGACAUAUUUUGCAUUCUCUAAUCGCGUCUGUCUGAAUUAAUUUUUGGUAGACGCCUUAGGCAUGAUGAUUAUAAGACAGCUUAGGUCAGAGGCGACUCGCUGCUUACGCUGUAGGUGCAAGCGCUAGGGUAUCACGUCGCAAAAUAUCAGCGUGACUGCAACAAUCUUGGCGGGUUUAAGAAACAAGUGAUGGAAACAGACACGGUUUCGGUGGAGCCACGUUGGAAACGUGACUUGGAGUUACUUUGUAAAGCCCCGAGAGCGGCGAGCAACUUUAUCACCUCAUCUCUAGAAAAAUGUUUUUAUAGAUUGGGGAAAGUAGUCGGCGGCAGUCCAUGGAUCACCAUUUUUAUUUCAUUAGCUACUUGCGGAGUAUGCCUCUUAGGUGUUCUCAAAUUUACUAAGGAGAAUAGAGUAGAUAAGCUUUGGACGCCACAAGAUUCGACCGUCCAAAGACACAAAUUAUGGAUACAAAAGAACUUCCCGGCACAGAUGAGAGUUUCUAGUGUGCUUCUUGUGGCCGAUAAUGUCCUUACUCCCGAGGUUAUGAAAGAGGCUUUAAUGGUCUAUGAGAGGGGAACAAAAAUUGAUCAAAAGACUAAAUAUUCCUGGGAGAAUAUAUGUUUCAGGUAG